Messenger RNA from Melozone crissalis (California towhee), 1668 nucleotides. Its product is annotated as M-phase inducer phosphatase 2-like. Gene Ontology annotation, cellular component: cytoplasm; nucleus. The record is from RefSeq and is a predicted model, not a curated record. Gene Ontology annotation, molecular function: protein tyrosine phosphatase activity. Gene Ontology annotation, biological process: positive regulation of G2/M transition of mitotic cell cycle; G2/M transition of mitotic cell cycle; protein dephosphorylation. NCBI's taxonomy places the organism in Eukaryota, Metazoa, Chordata, Aves, Passeriformes, Passerellidae.
AUGUCCCUGCGCGGCGGCCGCGGGCUGCCCGUGUCCCCGCUGCCCUCCCCGGGCACGGCCCCGCUGCCGCCGGACGGGGCUGAGAGCCCGCACAGGUUCCGGGACACCCCGAGGAGGGGACACGGGCGGCUGUGGCACCCCCUGGCCCCGGAGCCGCUGGCCUCGGACCGUGCCCGUCCCCGGGACUGCUGGCAGCCCAGGGAUGCAGGAUCGCGGCCGGAGUCCCACACACAGCAGAGCCCCGCGCAGGAAGACUUCCAGAAAACCAUCGCGGAGUUUGGGAGAGCCCUCAAAGACAGGAAUCUCCUUCACCAGAGGAUCAGCUCCAUGCCGCAGCGCCCGCUGGAAGCCAGCCCGGUGCUGAAGGACAUCUCCCAGCUCCAGGUGCGCAGGGACAGAGCGCGGCAGAGCCAGCCCGAGGAUGAGGAAGGUUUUGUCCCCAAGAAGCUGCAGAGGCUGGGCCAGCGGAGCCGCCUGGCCGCCGGCCACGGCGCUGCCAGGAGGGAUCUCCUUGCCAAAAGCCCCUGCGGCGCUCCAGGGCUGCAGGUGAGAGAGGCUGGAGCGAUCGGUAGGAAGCACGGAUGGGCGAUGAUGGGAAAAGUGGCAUCUGCCGCUCCAGCCUGCCCGGAGGCGUGUCCGUGUGGGAGAUGGGCGGAGCUGGGGGCUCAUGGGGACACGCUGGCUACAAAGCUGCGAGGCACUGGGAAGUGGAUGGACCUGGGCUACGGGAUCCGUCCCUAACGGAGGGUGGGAAGCAGUUGGAAUCCCCUUCAGGAUCUCCUCUGCUUUUUCCCGAAGUUCUCCCAGCUGCCGCCGCCCCAGAGCAUGGAGAAGCCGCUGACCACGCCGGUGAUGAAGGAGGAGGAGGCAAAGCUGCGCCCGGGCAAGCGCGGCCAGGGCCGGCCGCUCUUCCUCUCGCCCUCGGUGGCCCGCAGUGUCGCCGGGCCCCUCCCGAAGCGGGGACUCCCCUGGGACAGGGACAGCCCUGCCAAUGCCCAGCGGCAGAGCAGGGCGGCCGGCAGCCCUGAGCAGGAGGCGUCGCUGGAGCCGGGAGAGCGGCUGGAGCCCUGCGGGUCUGCCCAGCUCCAGGAGAUCGAGAACCUGCUGUCCAGUGAUGACCAGGAGCUCAUUGGGGACUUCUCCAAGCCUCACCUCCUGCCCACGGUGGAGGGCAAGGACCCGGGCCUGAAGUACAUCUCCCCUGGCACGCUGGCGGCGGUGCUGUCGGGACACUACAGCAGCUUCAUCGGGAGCGGCGUCGUCGUGGAUUGCCGGUACCCCUACGAGUACGAGGGCGGCCACAUCACGGGUGCUGUCAACCUGCCGCUGCGGCGGGACGUGCAGGAAUUUCUGCUGGAGCACCCCGUCGUGCCCCAGGACACCAGCAAGAGGGUGAUCCUCAUCUUCCACUGCGAGUUCUCCGUUGAGCGGGGGCCCAAAAUGUGCAAAUUCCUGCGGGACAGGGACCGCUCCUGCCACGAGUACCCGCGGCUGCACUACCCCGAGCUCUACGUCCUGAAGGGAGGGUACCACGAGUUCUUCUUGCAGUUCCCGGGACACUGCGUGCCCCGGGACUAUCGGCCCAUGGAGCACCCGGCCUUCAGGCAGGAGCUGCGCUGGUUCCGCGAGCAGAGCCGGCAUGAGCGGCGGGCGCUCCCCAUCCUCUGA